AUGGGGCGCGCGGGCGGCGGCGGUGGGUCGUCGUCGGCAGUCGCUGCGCCUGUGGAGGGCGGCGUCGGCGCCGGCGCCGGCGCCGGCGCGGGCGAGCGGGCGCUGGCGAUCAUGAAGAUGGCCGAGAAGUUCUCCCGCGACGCGUCGAAGCCUGCUGACGAGGACGUGGCCAAGCGCGUGUUCCACGUCGCGGCGGGGCGGGUGGAGGUGCGGUACCACCUGGGGGAGGGGCGCAUCACGGCCGGCCACGUGGUGCUGCAGCGCGACGGCCCGGCGCAGGCGGUGCAGAUCAACCCCCUGGCCCCCAAGCCGCGCGCCCUGGACCUGCUGCAGCUCUUCCGCACCCUCCAGGCCGCCGAGCGCGACGCGUGCCAGGCCGUGCGCGACAGCGAGUGGGAGAGCCGCGAGAUCGCGCGCGUGAGGGCGGGGCAGGAGCAGGGCAUUGCGCUGGAGGUGCCCUACUAUGACGUGGCGCGCGUCAAGGCGGAGGACAGUGAUGACGAGCCGCCCGACGAGGCGUCCUCCGCCGCCGACUACCUCACGCCGUUCCUGCCCCCGGGGCUUGGCGCGGGCGGCAUGACGCGCGAGCAGUGCCUGGCGGUGCGGGAGCGCUGCCUGCGGGCCCUGAAGGAUAGGCUGGCGCGCUUGGACGAGGAGCAGGCGGCGCUGGCGCGGCGCCAGGCGGCGUUCUCUCGCGACAGGGACAUGCUGACGCCCGCAGAGGAGGAGGAGCAUGAGGUGGCGGCGCAGGAGGCCGGCUUCAGGAUCAACAUACUGCAGCGGCGCCUGGCGCGCCACGAGGAGGCGGCGCUGUCAAAGUACUAUGAGCUGGACCGCAAGCUGCGCAACGACGCGCGGCUCGCGCUGCUGCUUGUGCCGGCGUGA
This is a messenger RNA of Monoraphidium neglectum, 885 nucleotides long. RefSeq lists its product as hypothetical. The record is from RefSeq and is a predicted model, not a curated record. Gene Ontology annotation, biological process: cell motility. Gene Ontology annotation, cellular component: motile cilium. The coding region runs from base 1 to 885 and encodes 294 amino acids. NCBI's taxonomy places the organism in Eukaryota, Viridiplantae, Chlorophyta, Chlorophyceae, Sphaeropleales, Selenastraceae. The transcript is spliced from 5 exons.